AUGCUGGGUGCUCCGACCGCGAUUGCCCUCAGCCGCGAAGCUGUCGCGCUCACGCUUGCGUGCCGGCCGGCUGAUGCUCGCGCUGCGGCCGCCUCGGUUGCUUCGUGCAUCGCACGGGGCGACGGUGGCAUUGAGGGCCGCCACGCCAUCGAUGUGGCGUUCAAUCUGGCGCUGGCCGGUGCGGCCGACUCACCAGCGCUGGAUAUGCUCGCCGCGACCGCCGAGGCUGAGCUUCGCGAGCUCCGAUGGCGGCGGCGCGGCUGGUCCAAGCCACGGUCGGCGUACACUCUGGUGCAGCUCGCCGAGAAGGCGGCGGCAGCUGGCCUCGCGGCGCCGCUCGGGCUGUUUGACAUCAUCGGCGAGAUGCUGAGCGAGUGCGGUGAGUAUUCCGAACUGGCUACGGACCUCCAGGCCGGCCGCUUUGGCCUCUCGUCGCCGCGGGCGGCGGCCUGGCUCUACCGCACCGCUCGAAAGCAGCCCAAGUGGUCCAUGGGCGACGCCAGAGCUGCCGCGCAGCCUGCGGCGCCAUGCGCGAGGCUGCCGCGGGGGGGCUCGCCUCUCGUGCUCGACCUGGGGUGUGGCUUUGGUGUCGGGGUGCUCACCGCUGCCGCAGCGAGCAGGCGCGACGGCGACGGCACUGCGUUCGUCGGCUGCGACCUCAGCCCGCUUGGCGUGGCUUUCGCGCCCGCGGCCGACUCGCGCAGCAGCGGCAAUUCGCAGCUGCCGGAGGGCCUCGAGAGCGACGGGUUCCUCGGGCAGCCUCGACUGUUGCGCGCGGCGGCGAAGGCUUCGCCGCCAUGCGCACACCGCGAGCCGCCCCUCGCACCGGCGAUCGCGCCGGGCGGGACGCUGCUGCUCUCGUCCAACGCGGAAGACGUCGCGGUUCGCAUGUCGCAGGCUGCGCUCGCCGCGGGGUUCGGGUUGCGGCCGGCCGCCGCCUCUUCGCCUCACCACUCCGCGAGUCGCGACGCUCUCCUCUCGCGCCGCUCGCGCCGCUGGAGAGAGGCGGGAGGCCAGCGGGCCGUCGGGGGCGCGUGGCGGAUCGGCGCGAGUGGGUGGGAGCGCGGCGCGGGGGGAAGGUGGGGCGGUGCCGCGCGGGCAGUGGAGCGGCCAGCUUGGUCCGAGACCGAGCUGGCGCACGCCGUGGACCGGGCAGCGCUUCACAGGAUGCUGCUUGUGAAGCCAGACGACGCCAUGGCGCCCAUGGCCAUGCCAGACGCAGUCGGUUAACUAACCCAGCAAGGACCCCGUGUUGUUGCGGAAGUCACCACUAACCGCCUGUUUUUCAA
Molecule: messenger RNA, 1289 nt
Organism: Emiliania huxleyi CCMP1516
Lineage: Eukaryota; Haptophyta; Isochrysidales; Noelaerhabdaceae
Exons: 4
Coding region: 1-1230 (409 amino acids)
Source: RefSeq, a predicted model, not a curated record